Messenger RNA from Tachysurus vachellii, 3290 nucleotides. RefSeq names its product ubiquitin specific peptidase 45 (gene usp45). Gene Ontology annotation, molecular function: cysteine-type deubiquitinase activity; zinc ion binding. Gene Ontology annotation, biological process: protein deubiquitination. The transcript is spliced from 19 exons. Lineage: Eukaryota; Metazoa; Chordata; Actinopteri; Siluriformes; Bagridae. The record is from RefSeq and is a predicted model, not a curated record. Bases 251 to 2662 code for a protein of 803 amino acids.
AUUCGUCAAGGUGACGUCAUGAUUAACCACGUGGUACCGUGUCUUCCGUGUUGUUUCGAAAUGCCUCAACUGCGUUAACGACUCGUGAUAAUGUGAAUACUGUCAAUAGAGAAUAAUUAUCCGGUUCCAACAGAAACAUAUUGGAGUUACUAAUAAGGAUAAUAUCGCAGAGAAAAAGCAGAAUUUCCACAUCUCUAUCUUUUUCCGGAGACUUUGGGACAGGUGUCAGGUAACACGAGCUGGUAUACAGAUGCGGCUAAAAGAUCCCUUCUCCUUAAAAACGGCCGAGAUGACGAAGCGGUCCAACAAGCCGAGGAAACUUCGUGAAGAGGAAUCGUCAGACGAGAUUAGCGGACUGACGUGUCAGCAUGUGAGUAAAGCAGUGGAGUUGAACUCUGUGAAGAAAGCGGUGACAGGAAGUCUGUGGUCCGUUUGCUGUGACUGCAUGAGGGAGAGAGAUGUGUUUGAGUCGGAGCAGGCUGGAGCUCAUGACAUCCUGGUGUGUCUCAAAUGUGGCUUCCAGGGAUGUAGUCAGUCGGAGAGGCAGCACUCAGUGAAACACCAGCAGGCUCAUGUCUCAGACUCUCACUGCAUCAGCAUCAGUCUCAGCACCUGGAAGGCCUGGUGUUUUGAGUGUAAUGAGGAACUCUCCACACACUGCAAUAAAAAAGCUUUGGCUCAAACACUCGACUUCCUGCAGAAACACUCAGCCAAAUCAGCCUCAGGAUCAACAUCAAAAAUCAUCAAACUGAUCGAGGAGCCUGUGGAAUAUUCCGAGCCAGCAAGAGGGAAGAGUCCAGUGAACAGCACUUUAAUUCCUGUUAAAGGAAUCAUAAAUCUUGGAAACACAUGCUUCUUCAACGCUGUUAUGCAGAAUCUGUCUCAGACACACAUGCUAAACGACCUCAUACAGGAAGUGAAGGAGAAAGGACACAAGAUGAAGAUCUGCCUCCCUCCAGAGACCAAUUUGGGCCCAUUAACCGUGACUCUGGCAGGUCCGGAGCCGCUCACAUCUGCCAUGAUGUUGUUCCUUUACAGUAUGAAGGAGACGGGAAAAGGACCUGUAUCUCCCAAAAUCCUCUUUACUCAGCUCUGUCAAAAGGCGCCUCGUUUUAAAGGUUAUCAGCAGCAGGACAGUCAGGAGCUCCUGCACUACCUGUUGGACUCAGUCAGGAUGGAGGAGAACAAGGACCAACGCAUGCAUAGUUUUGCUGUCACCUGCAGGAUCUCAGAUAAACUUAUCUGCCUAAAACGAAUUAAAGCUGCCAUCCUGAAAGCAUUCAAUAAUCCUACUGAGAAAACGGCUGACGAGGAAACCAAACGGCAAGUCAAAGCAUAUGGUAAAGAGGGUGUGAAGAUGAACUUUGUUGAUCGUAUCUUUGUUGGCGAGUUGACGAACACCAUUAUGUGUGAAGAGUGUGAACAUAUUUCUACAGUGAAGGAGGCUUUUAUCGACAUCUCUCUGCCCAUCAUCGAGGAGAGAAUCUCCAAACCCUCGAACCCAGGCAGGCUGAGUAAACCGGGCCGAGACCAGGAGUCCCCGAGCGCCCACGCUGACGAGCUGUCUCAUUCACACACCACACGGAACGGGAAGAAGCCGAGCAUCCAGAAGCUGCAGGGUCGAAGGUCAUCCACUUGUCAUGACACCAGAGGAACAGAUGAAUCAGCAUUCACUCUGCGAGAAGACGCCACAUGUUCGCGUGGGCACUGUUGCCCUGGCGAUACAGCAGGCAGUCAAUCAGAUGCCAGCGAAAAAGACUCGUCCCCUCAGGACAGCAGCAACGAUGCGGACAGCGAGGCGUCUGAGUCUGAGUCCUCGCUGCAAGUCUCCAGUUCCUCUAAUAAAGGCUUAUCUUCGUCGUCCUGUUUGAAACCCACCCUGUCUGCACCAAGCCCCGCCCCUAUUGUCCGGGAGCAGACAGGAAGUGCAGUUGAACAGCUAGUGAGCGCGGUGUCUAAAUUAGGGUUAGUGCACACACCACUAGAUGGUUUUCCACUCAAGGAAAAAGAGGCGAGAGACAGGGAGAGAGAACAGCAGGGGGCCUUCCAAGCGCUGUCACACAGCUACACCCCUGCGUCAAAAGAGUGUUCAGUGCAGUCCUGCCUCCAUCAGUUCACCUCCAUCGAGCUGCUGAUGGGAAACAACAAGCUGCUGUGUGAGAACUGUACAGAGAGACGCCACAGACAGCACAAGAGGAGCGCAGAUAAGAAAAUGGAGAAGGUGUACACGAGCGCCCGCAAACAGAUGCUGAUCUCAGAGCUGCCACCAGUCGUCACACUGCACCUUAAACGCUUCCACCAGGCUGGGAUGAACUUCCGGAAGGUGAAUCGGCAUGUUGAUUUCCCGCUUGUUCUGGAUUUAGCUCCAUUCUGCUCCGCCUCCUGCAAGAAUCUGGGUUCUGGAGAGCGGGUCCUCUACAGUCUGUAUGGUAUUGUGGAACACAGUGGCUCGAUGCGCGGAGGCCAUUACACAGCGUAUGUCAAAGUCCGAACGCCACAGCGCAAGUGUGAACAACACAGGAGUCAAUCUGGUUGUAGAGAGGCUGUGUCAGCUCCUCCUGGUCAGUGGGUGUAUGUGAGUGACACCAGCGUCCAGACGGUUUCUGAAUCUCGAGUACUGAACUCUCAGGCAUACCUGCUGUUCUAUGAGGAGAUCCUCUAGAGGGUGCCAUUACUUAUGGGACUCUUGAGUUCAGACGUCACUAAUGUUCUCUUACGGAUGCAAACAGAUCAGUCAGCUAUAACACACACACACACACACACACACACACAUAUAUAUAUAUAUGUAUGUAAUGUUCUGCAGUUUGAGAAAAACCUGGUAUGAAUGACACUUAUUAUUAUUAUAUAAAUAGCCAUUAUUAGUAUUAUUAUUGUUCUUAUUAUUUAUUAUUGUUCAUUAAUUCCUAUGCUUAGAGGUUGAUAGCGGGUCAUUACUGAGAUGCUAUUAUGAGUAGAAAAUAUUCUUAAGUGUAGAAUUAUUUUAUUUUACAGAUAUUGUUUGUCUGUCAUCAAUUUGCUUGAAGAUUUGAAUAAAUCGUUCAUAUCUUGGUUAAUAAAUACCAAAGACAAUAAAACACAUCAGAGGACAGAACCGAGGUUCUGCGCAGCUCUUUACUGUUACAGAGAACCUCAGAAUGAAAAUCAGCGAUAUGAUACGGCACCAUAUUUAGCACGCACAAUAUGAUUAUCAUCAGAAUACUAAAGCUUGAUCCAAUCUGAUAAACCUGAGUAACACCUACAGUUCUUUUAUUUCACACUCCAGAGGAAAUAAAAAUUUCAUCUUGUGUGCA